This is a messenger RNA of Penicillium atrosanguineum, 1557 nucleotides long. Its product is annotated as putative flavin-containing amine oxidasedehydrogenase. Gene Ontology annotation, molecular function: oxidoreductase activity. NCBI's taxonomy places the organism in Eukaryota, Fungi, Ascomycota, Eurotiomycetes, Eurotiales, Aspergillaceae. The coding region runs from base 1 to 1557 and encodes 518 amino acids. The record is from RefSeq and is a predicted model, not a curated record. The transcript is spliced from 3 exons.
AUGCCUGCAAGCCAACCAAGAAAAAAGGUCGCCAUUAUAGGGGCUGGGGCCGCUGGCAUGUCAUGCGCAGCAACAUUAGCUAAUCAUCCAGACAAAUUUGACGUGACGGUGAUCGACAUUGAUUCCCAUACCGGAGGCCAAGCAACCUCGAUCACUCUCGAUGAGUCCAAGUACGGUGCAAGCUGGCUCAAUGACGGUGUCCAGGGUGGAUCGGCCAUCUUUAGACACACGUUCCGCUUCUUUCGUCACUACGGCUACGAGCCUCAGCCGGUCAAACUUCAAGUGUCCUUUGGCAAAGGCCGUGAUAGUUUCUGGACCAAUGUGUUCCCUAGCCCUCUGGUGGACCGCCAUUCACGAGAAAUCAAAAAGUUGGGUCGUGUCUUGAAAUGCAUCAAAUAUAUGAUGCCCCUUCUCGGCAUUUUACCGGUCAAGGUUAUCUUGCGACUGUUCUGUUUUAGCAAAGACUUCAGCACUAAGAUGGUCUUGCCCCUCCUGGCCUUGUUUCUGGGAACAGGAAACCAAACGCCCAAUGUGUCCUGCGUCCUUCUAGAACGCCUCUUCGACGAUCCACAGAUGAAAUUGUGGGAGUAUGACCCGGACACGUUACUGCCAAACCUACCCACCAUGUUUACAUUCCCUCAACUGGGAAGCUUCUAUGAAGACUGGGCCGCAGACCUUGGUUCGAAGAACAUCGAUAUACGGUUAAAUACUUCUGUCAAAGUGCUCGAGCGAGGCAAGAAUGGCGUUGUUUUGCAGACCCAAAAGCAUAACAGCACCGAACCGAACACCGAGACUUUUGAUGAUCUCGUACUUUGCUGUCCCGCAGACGAAGCAAAGAAGCUCCUCGGAACACAUGCCACAUGGCGUGAGAAAUACGUCCUGGGAGGUGUCAAAUUCUUCAAUGACAUUACUAUUACACAUACCGACUCUGCUUAUUUCCAGAAAAUAUUUGAGGCUCAAUAUGAUUCCGAACUGUGUGCCCAACCCGCUACCAAAGAGCGAAAGGAACAAAUUGAAUUUGCCGAGCAGAAGCCCGUCUGUCAGAAAGACGGGUGGUUGGGGUACAGGCCGAUGUAUUACACCCAUUCAUUCGCCUCAGACCCGGACAAGAUCGAGAUGGGAUUCGACUGCACGAAUUAUCAGCAUCAAUUCCGCGAGAAACUUGGCGAGGGCCAGUCGGCUCUACCUCUCAAUGAGCAUGUCUUCCAAACCAUAUUCCUGAACGACCAACAGCAAGACCUUUGGACGUGGAAUGAUAUUGAUCAGUCUAAAAUCAUCGGAAGAAAAUGGUGGCAUCAGUUCGGCCACCGAUGGCAACACUAUCUACGUGUUGUACCUGGGAUGAUGUUCAUCAAUGGCCAUAAUAAGACAUUAUUUGCAGGAAGUUGGACUAUGGUGAACAUGCACGAGAUUGCCUGCAUUUCCGGCAUAGCAGCUGCGUAUCAAUUAGGGGCCCCAUACGAGCCAUUUGACGACUUUGCCGAAGACUUCUUUGCGAAAUAUUUGCUUGUUUGUCAUGGGACACGGUACCGGAGAAGAAAAGCGAAAGACACCUGA